Messenger RNA from Xenia sp. Carnegie-2017, 2045 nucleotides. Its product is annotated as lipoma-preferred partner homolog. The coding region runs from base 132 to 1043 and encodes 303 amino acids. The transcript is spliced from 8 exons. Gene Ontology annotation, biological process: cell-cell adhesion. The record is from RefSeq and is a predicted model, not a curated record. Gene Ontology annotation, cellular component: focal adhesion; stress fiber. Lineage: Eukaryota; Metazoa; Cnidaria; Anthozoa; Malacalcyonacea; Xeniidae.
GUAUAUCUACGUUUAUCGAAAACAUUAGGGCUAUAUUCGUAGACACCCAACAGCGUGUUGUAAACAUUUACCUAGUGUCUGAUCGUUCAACAAUCAUCUUUACUGACAAUAAUCUAACGACGCCUUUGGUCAUGACGACGCGACGUACCACCCUAAAUGUCAUGAUUAACGUGCCAGCGAAGAGCUACGAAAAGAAGACUCCGCCAGCAACUUUACCAAAACCGAAGCGCUUUGCACCAGAAGAAACCACUGAACUUGACUUUCCUGCACCGCCACCCGAAGCUUACGAAGAGAAAACAGAUACUAGCGCUGACUUGAUCAUGUCGGCGCUAAACCAUGGGGAGGCAGAGGAUGAAUUGGACAAACUCACUGAUUUAUUGAUGAAAAAUCUCGCAAAUACCGAUGAUCCUGAUUUUUUUGGCAUAUGCUACAAAUGUGAAGGUAAAAUCACUGGAAGCAAGGCUGGAUGCAAAGCCAUGGGCAAUCUAUAUCAUGUCACGUGUUUCGUCUGCGAUAUUUGUGGCUGUCAAUUGCUGAACAAGCCAUUUUAUCACGUGGACGAUAAAAUUAUUUGCGAACCAGACUAUAUGAAUACUUUAGAGAGAUGUCAUGUUUGCAAAAAAGUCAUUAACGACCGAAUCCUUUGGGCUUUGGACGCUGCGUAUCACCCGGAAUGCUUCAAAUGUAUUGAUUGUGAACGUUGUUUGGAUGGCAUUAAUUUUACCUUAGACGCCAACGACAACAUUCACUGUGUUAAUUGCUAUUACAAAAAAUAUUGUCCUCGUUGCUUUGCAUGUAACGAACUGAUUUUACCUGAGGAAGGAACAGACGAAAUCGUCCGAAUUGUUUCGAUGGACAGAGAUUUUCAUAUUAGCUGUUUUAAAUGUGAGGAUUGUGGUCUGCUACUUUCAUCGGAAGAAGAAGGCAAUGGUUGUUAUCCUCUCGAAGGUCGUUUACUUUGCCAAUCUUGCAAUGCCAAACGCUUGGAAGAGAUGAGCCAAGAAUCCGGCUCGACACAGCAUCCCCUUACUACGGAACUCUAACGAUACAGCAAGAAAAUGAAAUAUUUUCAUUAUAUUUAAGUGUAUACCUAUGAUAGAUAUUCGUAGCGUGAGGAAUUCUGUGAAUAAUUAGAAAUAAAGAAGCUGUAUUUAUGGCAGUGUAAGUUAUGUUAUACUUUUGGAUGAUUUUUUAAUCUUAUUUAAACAUUUCAAGUCUGACAAUCUCACUAGAAGUCACCACCAUUUCUAGGCAAUUUCGAGAAUUAUGUCUCCAAGUUGUGAGACAAUUCACAAUUGAUCGAAGUAAACCAAACAAACUCACACGAUAAUAAAGUUUACCAAGAUAUAUAAACCAAACACUCUAAAAAUUAUAAUAUAUGUUCGUCACAGUACUGUUUGUAUAGACCCGUGCCUAGGGGCGCAAAAAAAUUUUGGGGCCCCAGAUUUUUUUGGGCGAAAAAAUUUUAUUUCGACAAUGAGAUUAAUUUAAGAAAGCAACUUUGCAAUACGAAAACAAGUGCUACUUAGAUAAAUAUAAUUGUUCAGAGAAAAAUACAACUUCAACUCUGGAAAAAUAUGUACCAAGAAUGCAAUCCGCGAGCGUUAAACAAUGAUAUAAGUCCCAAAGUCAAUAAGUGCCCAGGAGCCCAAAAAACCUUAAUGCGGCCUGCUCUGUCUCGGUUACAUACGUGACACUACUGAACUCGUUUCUCUUUCCCAACUAUCACUUCUUUCUUUUGAUAACAUUGCAUGUGGUGAUCGGUUGUUGCGCACUUACAGACUUACUGUGUUUGAAAUAAAGAUUUUAAUUACAAAGCUAUAGAUUUCUGUAGAGGAGCUAUUGGUUCCUCAUACUGUUGGAUGGAGACAAUGCCUUGAAAGCAGGUGUUUGGUAAAUGAUCUUAUGAAUAAGGUGGUGGCUAAUAUAAAAGUUGGAUAGAUAUAUUUAUGUUUAUUUAUCAAAUUAUCACACGUGUACUAGAUUAUCAACCUAUUGAAAUUGAGAAUGUAUUAAAAUAUUUUGAUCACGGUACAGCUUUUAAA